AUGUGCGUCCACUGCGAAGCCCAUUGCUGUUUGUGUGCAUUUGAUGAAUUGCGCGAUGGCAUAAUCGAAGAACUACGCAAAAAAAUGCGCAUCUGUAUAUCUGCAGAGCAGAAAAGGAAAAUGGUUGCGAAGCUAAACGCUCUAAUCUACGGUGUAAAGUUCCGACGCAGCUUUCAAAGCAAGGUCACCGCCUACAAGCGGAGGUUGACAUUGGCCGAUCUUAAAGACAGAAGCCAGAAGGAUAUGGACCUGGGGUCUCUUCGAAACUGGGUCCGCACGGGGAGGAAAGACGGUUAUGAAUCGCUUACUGCCCAGCAGCUCCGUGAAUACGUCGAAGAGUUAGUGAAGAGCGGGGACCUCAAAAUUCCAAAGCACUACGAGGGUACCCUAGCCUGGCUUGGCGACGCGGCACUAGAUUUUUUUCUUGGGUUGAAGGGUGUCUACGGCAACCUCAAGCCCUGUGAAAUUGACCAAAUUCGUCGGACACUCUUCUGCACGAAGACACUGGGUGGAGACUUGGGUCGGGAGUUUGCAGAGGAGCGGGAAGAGGACGUUGGUAAGGCAAUCUACAACGACGGUAAGCCCGCACCAAUCUUUACCCUUCUUCGACGUAUCAUGAAGCAGCAGAAAAUUCCAGAUCCAAAGAAUUUGCAGACCUUUGCACCAGUAGAUGGUCUCGUCACCCGCUCCAUCGAAGAGAAGAAAG
Amoebophrya sp. A25 is the source of this 706-nucleotide messenger RNA. NCBI's taxonomy places the organism in Eukaryota, Dinophyceae, Syndiniales, Amoebophryaceae. The record is from the annotation of a GenBank genome assembly.